Molecule: messenger RNA, 1412 nt
Organism: Panonychus citri (citrus red mite)
Lineage: Eukaryota; Metazoa; Arthropoda; Arachnida; Trombidiformes; Tetranychidae
Product: transcription factor IIIB 50 kDa subunit-like
Exons: 2
Coding region: 121-1224 (367 amino acids)
Source: RefSeq, a predicted model, not a curated record
CAUUUUCUGUUGAAAUAUUUUCUUUACUUUCAUUGUUUAUUGUUUAAUUGUAAUUAUUGACAAUUGACUGUUAAUUUUUACUAAUUAACUAUGUGAAGUUUUGUUCCUUAAACUGUAUUAAUGAAGUGUUCGCAAUGCAAUUCAACUUUCUUUGAGAUCGAAAGUGGUGAUAAAGUUUGUGUAAAUUGUGGACUAGCUAAAAAUGAUCGAUACGAGUCUAAUGCUACCGCCGAUGGACUGACUUACACUAAUAACAGCGUAUUCAAUGGACAAAAGAUACCAAAUACAUUGAAACAUUCAAUUGCAAAUAGAGAUGGAGCUCGGGCUAUUAAAGAUGCUCUUGAACGAACCAUUCGAAUAUGUGAUUAUUUUAAAUUCUCUUGUACAAUGAUACAAGAUGUUAAGGAUAUCUUUAAAUCUUUGGUUCGAUCAUCCAAAUUCUUGCGAAAAUAUUUCAGAAGUAAAGUUAUCCUCGGCGGUGUGGUAAUACUAAUUGUAGCCAAUAGAUCAGAACUGACUAUACCAAAGGAAAAGAUUUGCGAAAGAAUUGGCUGUUAUUUAGCUGAAUUUAAAUCGGUUCUAAACAUGGUCAUUGAAGAGAAUCCUAGUCUUAAACCAACACCGAAACCAAUGAGUGAUCUGAUUCCACAUCUUGUAAAUGGAGCAAAAUUUGAUACAACGGAAACCAAUGUGAUAAAAGAAAGAUGUAAACAGUUGAUUGAAUUAAUUUCUGAAUCAAAUAUGAUGAAUGGUAAAAAUCCAACCCACAUAAUACAUGCAGCUUUAUGUUUAACCUGGAAAUCAAUUAAACCCAAAGAACGAGGGGUCAAUAAGAUAACGUUUAGAAAAUUUUGUUCCAUUUGCGAUUUACCAUUUUCGGAGACUGGUAAUCAAAGAUAUAAGGAAUUGAUAGAAUUCAUAACAACAUUAGUAACAUAUUUACCAUGGAAUAAGCUGUCGAUUAACAUGAUCAAGGUGAACUUGUCAUUCCACUUGACUGAUAUUCUAAAUCAUUCAACGAUGGUUCUCGAUCGAUACAACGAAGCCAAUAGACCAAAAGUGCCAAUUGAAAUUCAAGAAACUUCCAAUUUAAUGGAAACUUAUCAACCAAUAGUAUUACCAAUCGAAGAGCCAGAAAUUUCUGAUUCAGAAAUCGACAAGUACAUACGAAGUGCUGGAGAAGUUAAAUUUAUCAAAAACUUACACCGAAAGACUAAAUUGUGAAAAAUUAUUUAUAUCAAUUAAUUUUUACUUUAAAUUGUAUUAUAUUUAUGUGAAAAAAAACUCAUCACUAAAUUUCACUAGUUAGAUGAGAAAAUUGGAAAAAACCACCAAAAUGUAAGAUAAAAAUGUUUAUUUACUUGUAACAAUUAAGAAAUUGAUCAAUAACAAUUGUAAAUUAAUCACAAUAA